This is a messenger RNA of Cicer arietinum (chickpea), 1581 nucleotides long. RefSeq names its product E3 ubiquitin-protein ligase RDUF2-like. Gene Ontology annotation, biological process: protein ubiquitination. Gene Ontology annotation, molecular function: ubiquitin protein ligase activity. NCBI's taxonomy places the organism in Eukaryota, Viridiplantae, Streptophyta, Magnoliopsida, Fabales, Fabaceae. Gene Ontology annotation, cellular component: cytoplasm. The record is from RefSeq and is a predicted model, not a curated record.
AUCAUUUUCACAUUACUUUCUCUCUCUCUCUCUCUAUCUUUUUUUAUCUCUCUCUACAAGAUCGAAGAAGAAGAUGAUGAAUUCAGAUACGCAACCCGGAACGGCGUCGUACUGGUGCUACAGCUGCACCCGCUUCAUUAACCUUUCAGAUCACACCAUCAUCGUAUGCCCUCACUGCGAAGGCGGUUUCGUUGAAGAGAUCCAAGCCGGUGAAUCGCCGCACCACCGUCUCAGUCCUUUCUCCGACGACACCAUCUCUUCAAGGAGGCAAGGGUUCCGCCGCAGACGCCGCGACGCUGGAAGUCGUUCCCCUUUCAACCCUGUCAUCGUCCUUCGUGGAACCGGCGACGAUGGCCCCGAUCAAGACGGCGGUAGCGCCUUCGAACUUUUUUACGACGACGGCGACGGUUCAGGUCUCCGCCCUCUGCCGCCGACAGUUUCAGAGUUUUUGCUUGGAUCUGGUUUCGAUCGGUUGCUUGAGCAGUUUUCGCAGAUCGAAAUGAACGGUUUUGGACGGCCGGAGAAUCCGCCGGCUUCAAAGGCGGCAAUCGAGUCGAUGCCGACGGUUGAGAUCUGUGAGGCGCAAGUUAGUUGCGAAAUGCACUGUGCAGUUUGCAAAGAAGCGUUUGAACUGGGCGUGGAAGCGCGUGAACUACCCUGCAAGCAUAUUUACCAUUCCGAUUGCAUUCUUCCAUGGUUAACGGUGCGGAACUCGUGCCCUGUGUGCCGCCACGAGCUUCCUUCCGAUAUUAACCCUAUGGAAACUAGGGUUUCUGGUCAAAUCGACGAAGAAUCGAUAGGGUUAACGAUAUGGAGGUUGCCUGGUGGUGGAUUCGCCGUCGGUAGAUUUUCCGGUGGACGGAGUGCGGGGGAGAGUCAUUUUCCGGUUGUGUACACGGAGAUGGAUGGCGGUCUUAACGCAAACGGAGCUCCGAGAAGAAUUUCUCGAACGAUUAGAAGCAAUAGGGUUAGGGAAAGUCGUGGAUUUGGAAGAGCUUUUCGUAAUUUCUUCUCAUUCUUUGGAAGAAUCGGUUCUAGGUCUGGUUCUCCUUCGUCCUCUCUAUCAACUUCGUAUUCUGGUUCUGAGAAUGUUUCUGUGAGUAGAAGCCGUAGCUUAGUGAAUUCAAUGUUCAAUAGAAAUUCAAGGAGACGUAGGAGGACUUUGGUUCUGGAAGAUUGAUUAUGUAAUGGAAUUGACAUGCAAUUUUGCAAAAAAAAAAAAUACAAUUUUUUUGUUUUUUACUUUGGGUUUUAGAGAUUCAUAUUGUAAAUAGCAUGUAAUUAGCAACUAUAGAAGCAAGUUUAGUUUUCACAUCUCUGUGGGGACUCUUUUGGUUUGAUUUAAAUUCAAAUUCAAUAGAAGCUAUGCUUUUUUGUUUGUUGGUCACUGAAAGCUGCAAUUUUGAAACUCGAGAACUGAGAAAGGUUGUUACUUCUGCAUUUUCUGGUUGGCACCAGCUGUGGUAGUUGACUGGACAUACAUUAGGGGAAAAGAAGAAUAAUGCUUUUCUUUCCCGUGAACUUAAUUAUUUGAUUUGUUUAUAUAAUUAUACCAUGUUAGUCACAUGUUAUUAUUUCUGA